AUGUCUGCUACUGGCAAUCCCACCACCUCUACAUGUCGCUUCUCGACACGCGUCUCCUUACGAUGGCCGCCCGAACCGGCACAUGAAACCACCGACACAAUCGUCAUGUCUGUACAGGACUGGUUCCUUGAUCUGCGAAUCGAUAAGGAGACUGGUGAGAUCGACUGGGCUAUUGCAGGCCAGCGACUAGUCGAAAGCGAAGAGCCCCUGAGGAUAACAUUUACCCAUGAGAUCGAUUCGCAUAAUGCAUUCGACAGUGUGGACAGUGGCACAUUCGUCACGUUGCCCAACGGCGAUGAUCUCGAAACGGGAUCGAUGCCUCGUCCUGAUCUUCCAGGAGCUCCGGAGACCGAGUAUGAAGAAGUAUGGCGGGAAUUGCCUUUUACACCGGGGCCCAAAGGAGCUCCGAAGGAGAUUGCGUGGGUGCUCGAAUCCGAGGACGGCGACCAAGACACGGAGGGAGAGUUUGCCGUCACCAAGACUUUUCUCGGCCGGCUCUGGGGCACAUAUCUGGCCCUGGAGCAGGCUCAGGUUCACACGAGGCGGAAAGAUUCCUCCGGCGAAUGGACCGUGAAGAAGACAGGUACCGAGGUCAGCGCCCGAAGAGAGGAAUGGAGCUCCGGGUGGGAGGAUCGCUACGUGAUCGGGGGAAGCGGACCGAGUCUUCUCUCCAUGAAGAGUGGCUUUGAUGUUGAUGAUGGCAAACCUCGCUGGUCAAAGCCAGGGGAGAAGGUGAACCUUCAAGGUAGAUCCUACAUUGUGCGAGCAUUCGAGGAGAAUUAA
Molecule: messenger RNA, 783 nt
Organism: Penicillium oxalicum
Lineage: Eukaryota; Fungi; Ascomycota; Eurotiomycetes; Eurotiales; Aspergillaceae
Exons: 2
Coding region: 1-783 (260 amino acids)
Source: RefSeq, a predicted model, not a curated record